This is a messenger RNA of Gryllus bimaculatus (two-spotted cricket), 3292 nucleotides long. The record is from the annotation of a GenBank genome assembly. NCBI's taxonomy places the organism in Eukaryota, Metazoa, Arthropoda, Insecta, Orthoptera, Gryllidae.
CUUCAGCAGAAAUGCCACAGAAGAGAACGAAACGGGACCUAUAGUCACGUGAUAGUGUGAAUGAGUUGAGGAUUGAGUACCAGAGUGCAGCACCGCUGCACUAAUCAAUAACAAAAAGCCGGCAACUCAGGCUUUCUGUCACAUCGUUGUUGCUACAAACGUCGCGCAUUGUUGAAGUCUGUAAUUGAAUGUUGCUACCGAUUCCGAAAGUAAGGCAGGAAUGUGUAAUUUUCAUGGUGAAAUAAAGUGAAGGACGGUUGAAAAAGCUUUUUCUUGAAACGUAGAGAAGUCAUUGAAUAAGUUUUUGGUUCAAACUAUUUCCUAGAAAAUAUCUAUCAGAAAAGUGCUUUCCAUUUCGUUUGCUUUUAAAACACUUGCCCCAUGUAUUUGCAACAUUUACCCAGUAGAUCUUUGGGGCUGAACCGUUUGCCCCUAUGGCCAUUGGUAACUCUGUAAGUUGAGUCAGCAGGAGAAAAUCAAUCCAGUAGUGCAUAGGCAUUCGUAGAUCUCUGCGUUCCGCGGGAUCAACACGCUUGCCCGGGGGAAGGUGUGACUGUCACUAUUUAUAGGGUUGUCAAAUUAUGCAUUUGGGUUUCAGGUACCAGUAGAUAAUGCAUGCACGUUAAAGCACGUAACAAUCUUUUCACCUGUAUUUUUGUUAACUCUUAUUAAGCGAUUUCACCUUCGUUGAUUUAUCAUAAAUGUUUUUUCUUUUUCUUUUCACUCUUAACAUUAAUAUGAAAUGAAAUUCAUGUAUUAAGGACAUACAUAACUUGCUUUUGACAGUUCAUCAACAUGAAGCCACUCUCUUGUGAUACCUUUGUAGUACUACCACCCCUCACAUCUCAUGGGGGUGUAAUUUUUGGUAAAAAUUCUGACCGACCAUCUGGCGAAGUUCAGGAGCUUAUUUAUGAGCCUGCUAAAACAUUUGAAGAAAAUGACAAAUUGCAGUGCACCUAUAUUGAAAUUGACCAGCAUCCUUCUACCCAUGCUGUAAUUUUAAGCAAGCCAUCAUGGAUGUGGGGUGCUGAAAUGGGAGCAAAUGAUCAAGGUGUAGUGGUAGGCAAUGAAGCAGUUUGGACGCAGAUGGGCAGUGCUCAGGACAAUGAAGAACGCUUAUUAGGAAUGGAUCUUGUGCGUUUGGCUUUAGAGAGAGCUAAGAGUGCUGAAGAGGCAGUUGAUGUGAUCGGUAGCCUCUUAGAGCAGUUUGGGCAAGGGGGGCCCUGCUCAGAUACUGUCCCAGAUUUCACAUACCACAAUUCAUUUCUUAUUGCUGACCCUCAGGAAGCUUGGGUUUUGGAAACAGCUGGAAGACUAUGGGUUGCAGAACGAGUUGCAGAUGGGUGCCGCAAUAUUUCUAAUGUAUUAUCUAUUGGUUCAAAAUUUGACAAAUGUUCUUCCACUCUGAAAGAAGAAGCGCAAAAAAGUGGUUUAUGGGAUGGGGAGGAAGAAUUCAAUUUUGCCAAAGUUUUUGGAGAACCAAACUCAUCUGCCACACUUCGCCAGCAAUUUGGAAAUAAACUUUUGGAAGAAUUAUCUGAGGGAAAUGCAUUUAGUGGUUCCAGCAUGUUCAGUGUUCUGAGGAAUGAAGAAAGUGGUAUAUGUCGUAAGUCAGAUGAUGGUUUUCCAACAACUGGCAGUCAGGUGUCUGUCCUUGCACCAGCAGGAAGCGGAAAGCCACACUGCCAUUGGUUCACAGCAACUCCAAACCCCAAGAAAUCUGUAUUUAAGCCAUUUAUUUUUACUCCAAAUGCUCGUAUAUCUCAGCAUACUGUUAGCCCAAAAUAUGACCCUGAUCCAGCCAAAGUCUUACCACGAUUCCAAUCCAAAGUGGAUCGAGCUCAUAAUCUUUACAAGCUGCAUGCUGCUGCUACAUCUAAAGAAGAUUCAAAUGUUAUAGCUCUUUUGCAAGAGAUGGAAUUGAAUUGUGUGGCUGAAGUUGAAACUUUUCUAGCAGAUUUCAAACCAGAACAAAAUCUUGCCGAAGUGGAUGACCUGCUCAAAGAUAUAGUGGAGACAGAAGUCAAGUUUUAUAAGUAGACUUGUUUGGCCAUUUGGCUCUGUUUGUCUUUUCUGGCUUCUUGAUCAGCUGACAAGCUGACUGGGAGGGGAGCAAGACCGCAGUCGAGGUGGUUCAAGUUAUGGUGACCAUUAUGUCUGGUGAUCAGCUCAGAGCAAGUCAUGAGUUGCUUUUAUUAAACCAACAAUUCAUUAUUAUGCAAGGUGUUAGUACACUUCUGUGAGAUUUGGGUAGAAUUACCAGCGCCAAGGAAGAAAGUGUGAAGCUGUUUGUAUUUUGACUGUACAGCUUGCCUUCUGCUCCCUCUGUCUGGCGAAAGAAGGAUGUCAAAGAGGAGAAAAUUAGUGUUCUUGUUAAACUUCUUGUGUCAAAGAGUAUUUGUAGCAAUUUACUUCUUGCGACCCAUAAUUUAUGUUCCUAAGUGUGUGUAAUGUGAAGUAAGUAGUUGAUGUUUAUGGGUGGAAUAAUAUGUUCAUGAACAUUUGUAUUAUUAAAAUUCUACCUAGUGAGAUUGUUUUGAAGGAUAUUUAAUGUGAGAUUCUUUUAAAUGAUAUUUAAUGUGAAAUGUUCAACUGAUUCAGAAGGUAGUCGAUAGAUUUGAAGGUAUUCUUCAACAUUUAAAUUUUAUUAACCCAUCUUUUGAGAUAUUCAUCAGGCAACUUAAAGAACAUUCUCCCCUCCUGGCUCGGCACAUUUCUUCACCGGAUCAACAGAAUCCCUUCAUCUAGAGCAUGAAAUGCUUUUAUUGUAGUUAAAUGUACUUCUGAGAACAUAAUAUUUGGGUCCCUUUACAAAUGUUUAAUUCAGUUGAUGAAUUAGACAAUUCAGAUACACUACUCAAAAUACUCAAGUUUUGUGCCUGUGGUCUUUGGAGUCAACUAUUCUCUUGGUUAAAAAUGUUUAUCUUAGAGACUCCUAUAGCAUAUUUAGUAUGCCUACUGUGGUGCAUGAUAGACAUGUGGCCUACUCUACAUUGUUUUCAUAAAUUAAUUAGAAUAGAAACACCUCUAAAGGAAAUCCUAGAUUAUCCUAUGUGUAAAGGAAUUGAUGCUGCUUUCCAUUUCUUUUUUGAAUAUAAUUUUUGUGCUUGUAGUCUUUUGGCCUAUUUCUAAGUGGAUGAGUUGUUAACUCUUCCCACUGUUGCUAGUGGUUGAGAUAAUUAUUGCAUAUGAACUUCUGACUUGUACAUUAACAGCUGGGUCAAAAUUGCAAUGUGGGUAAAAAAAGAUUUGCUUGACAUGAAUAAAGUUUAUGAAUAAAUAUUUUGUACCU